CCUGGCAGUUCUGUCUGAAAUAGGGAAGAGGUCAGGCGACGGUUGCGAGUGAGCGUUCGGUAUGGCUCCGGAUUAAAAACUUAAACCCAACGGAAAAAGUACGAGGUUCGGCCUUGAGAAUGAAAUGAGGCUGCCCGGAGUGCCCGCCUUGCUCCUGGGGGCGCUCGUCCUCCUCUUGGGGGGCUGCGAGGGCUCCUCCUCACACUCCCUGCAGUAUUUCUACACAGGAGUGUCAGAAGCCAACCAGGGGCUGCCUGAGUUCAUCAUUGUGGGGUACGUGGACGGCGAGCUUUUUGUUCAGUAUGACAGCAACACCCGUAGAAUGCAACCUCGAGCAGCCUGGAUCAAGAAGGUGGAGGCGGAGAAUCCCUGGUAUUGGGACACGGAGACCCAGAAACAACAGACCACUGAGCAGGUGUUCAGAGAGAACCUGCGGAUCGCAAUAAAUCGCUACAACCAGAGUGGAGGGUUUCACUCCCUGCAGUGGAUGUACGGCUGUGAGCUGACGGAGGGCAGGAGCAAAAUAGGGCACAUGCAGUAUGGCUACGACGGGAGGGACUACCUCGCCCUCGACAAGGAGACCCUCACCUGGACGGCGGCCAAUUCCAAGGCCCAGAUCACCAAAGAGAAGCAGGAGAAGGAACCAGCCCUUGCCCAGAGAUACAAGGCCUACCUGGAGGAGAUUUGCAUUGAGUGGUUGCAGAGAUACCUGGACUAUGGGAAGGAGACUCUGCUCAGGAGAGAUCCUCCCGUGGGGAAGGUGACGCACCAGGAGGGCUACGAUGACAGGGAGACCCUCGUCUGCCAGGCUUACGGCUUCUACCCCAAGGAGAUUGACGUCACUUGGAGGAAGGAGGGAGAGGUCUUGCAGGAAGGCACUUUCCACAGGAGCGUGGCCCCCUACCCGGACGGGACCUACCACGCCUGGCUCAGCAUCGAGAUCGACCCCAAGGAGAGAGACCAGUACCGGUGCCACGUGGACCAUGCCAGCCUGGGGGAGCCUCUGAUCUUGGCUUGGGAGGCGCCUGUUUCUGCUUCCAACUUGGGCCUCAUUAUUGGGUGCGUCAUUGCGGCUCUUCUCCUGAUCGUGACUUGGGUUGCUGGCGCCUGGGUCUACAUCAAGAAACGUCAAGAAGGCUACAGAGCAGCAGCAAGUGAGUACAGCUUUCCUCUUUCUUUGUUUGUAUUCCAAGCUUCAGGCUGCCUCUGAAGCUCUUGGAUUACAUCUCCCAUCAUCCGUAGCCAUUGAGAGCAGUUGCAGAGAAUUAUGGGGAGGGCAGCAGUCUUGCUGAUCAAUAGCCUGUCCUUUGAGUGCAGUUGGUCUCUCAGUCGUUUCCCAAGGUCAGUUUUUCCUCCUGUGGUGUGUGAGGGAGGCUUCAGUUGCAAUUUGCUUCACAUCCUAUGGUUAAAAUGCUCUUUUAAAAAAUGAAAUAAAGGCCAGGGAGGGGCGUGGGAAGGAAAAGCACAAUCCCGUCCUCUCAUGUGAGAUUAACACACAGCGAAGAAACCGCAGUCGAGGAACAUGUGCUGGUCCUUUCAUUGUCUGGGCUCCCUGGCAGCCAGAAGGGCAGCAGUCCAGUCGCCUCGCGGACUCGUAUCACUCUCUGCCUGGUGCCACCUCUGGCCUGCCUUCCACGUCGCCCCUUUCUACACUUCCCGUCCCUUCCCCAAACUCACUUUUUCUUCAUGCCUUUGGCACAAGUUCCUAGUACUGUGUCCGUGUCUUAUAGCAAAGUUCUUCAGCAUGGUACAUUUCCAGGGUGCUGACUACCACUCCCAUCAUCCUUGGUCAUAUCACACAUCAGUCUUCUUCUCCCGUGCAAGGUCUCCUGAUGGUGCUAUAAAAGUGAACAAAUAAAAUGUGGAAAACGGCAUGUAAGGACUAUUCCAUUAAAGGUGUCGUAGCCCUAAAAAAAAACUCUCACUUGCAGUUAAGGCUGGAGAGGCCAUUGCUGGAACCUUCCUGGGGGUUGGGAGGCCCCCAAACUAGAGGGUGAAAACUAGAGGAAGGCAAA
This is a messenger RNA of Pogona vitticeps (central bearded dragon), 2015 nucleotides long. The record is from RefSeq and is a predicted model, not a curated record. NCBI's taxonomy places the organism in Eukaryota, Metazoa, Chordata, Lepidosauria, Squamata, Agamidae.